Messenger RNA from Rattus rattus (black rat), 924 nucleotides. RefSeq names its product olfactory receptor 1030-like. The record is from RefSeq and is a predicted model, not a curated record. Lineage: Eukaryota; Metazoa; Chordata; Mammalia; Rodentia; Muridae. Gene Ontology annotation, cellular component: membrane. Gene Ontology annotation, molecular function: G protein-coupled receptor activity; olfactory receptor activity; odorant binding. Gene Ontology annotation, biological process: G protein-coupled receptor signaling pathway; sensory perception of smell. The coding region runs from base 1 to 924 and encodes 307 amino acids. The transcript has a single exon.
AUGUUAAAGAAAAACUACACAGUAGUGACUGAGUUUAUUUUCCUAGGACUGACAGAUCGAGCAGAGCUUCAGCCUGUGCUCUUUGUGGUAUUCCUGCUCGUUUACCUCAUCACGGUGACUGGUAAUGUGAGCAUGAUCUUCUUAAUCAGAAGUGACAGCAAGCUUCACACACCCAUGUACUUCUUCCUCAGCCAUCUCUCCUUUGUAGACCUCUGUUAUGCCACCACUGUUGCCCCUCAGAUGUUGGUUAACUUUUUAUCCAAGAGAAAGAACAUUUCUUUUAUUGGCUGCAUGAUUCAAUUUCACUUUUUUAUUGCCCUGGUGAUCACAGAUUACUAUAUGCUUGCAGUGAUGGCUUAUGACCGUUAUGUCGCCAUCUGCAAGCCCUUGUUAUACACUAGCAAAAUGUCUCGGGGUGUCUGUCUUUCUCUUGUGAUGACGCAGUACAUUUACGGCUUUGUAAAUGGUCUAAUACAGACCAUCCUGAUGUUUCGUUUAACGUUUUGUGGACCCAAUGAGAUCAAUCACUUCUACUGUGCAGACCCACCACUCAUGGUCCUGGCUUGCUCAGACACCUACGUGAAAAAAACUGCUAUGUUUGUGGUGGCAGGGUCCAACCUCAGCUGCUCUCUCACCAUCAUCCUCAUCUCCUACAUUUUCAUCUUUACAGCCAUCCUGAGAAUCCGUUCAGCAGAGGGGAGGCGCAAGGCCUUCUCUACUUGUGGGUCCCACCUGACAGCUGUUACCAUCUUUUAUGGAACAUUGUUCUGCAUGCACCUUAGACCCCCUUCUGAGACAUCUGUAGAACAAGGGAAAAUUAUAGCUGUCUUUUAUAUCUUUGUAAGUCCUAUGUUAAACCCAUUCAUCUAUAGUCUGAGGAAUAAAGAUGUGAAAAAUGCAAUAAGGAAAGUUAUCCAGAAAUGA